Bombina bombina (fire-bellied toad) is the source of this 6928-nucleotide messenger RNA. RefSeq names its product endothelin converting enzyme 2 (gene ECE2). Gene Ontology annotation, molecular function: metalloendopeptidase activity. The coding region runs from base 142 to 2442 and encodes 766 amino acids. Gene Ontology annotation, biological process: protein processing. The record is from RefSeq and is a predicted model, not a curated record. Lineage: Eukaryota; Metazoa; Chordata; Amphibia; Anura; Bombinatoridae. Gene Ontology annotation, cellular component: plasma membrane. The transcript is spliced from 19 exons.
UCUCUCUGCAGUUUGCCAGGGCUGGCUGGGAUCUCUGGGGUGAUUCUGGGAUGGGCAGUGGACAUUGGGUCCCUGAGUUCCUACACAUGGCUUUGGAUUUCCUGCCUCGGUUCCAAUAGAUGCUGAUCCAUCAUUAUCAGGAUGAACGUUGCACUUCAGAAUCUGAGCAACAGCAUGUCUGAUUACAAACGCACAACUUUCCAUGAUGAAGAUGUUCCAGACACAACGGUGGAGGUAGCUUCAUCCCCAGACACUGUAGAGGUGGGUUUCCGGAAAGGGAGAGGGCAUGUGUUUGGUGUCCUAGGUGGGAGAUCCCAGCCAGAGGUUCUCCUAGGGACACUGAGUGCAGUUCUGGGUGUGCUGCUGUUGGGAAGUCUCAUCGCACUGGGUGUGCAGCAGAUGACAGAUCGGACCUCCUCGCUCUGUCUGACUGAGUCUUGUGUUUCUGUGGCGGGCCGUAUACUAGAUUCUUUGGACCAAAGUGCUGAUCCCUGUCAGGAUUUCUACCAGUUUUCAUGUGGGGGAUGGAUGAGGAGAAACCCCCUGCCUGAUGGUCGGUCAAGAUGGAACACAUUCAACAGCAUCUGGGACCAAAACCAGGCUAUACUGAAACAUAUAUUGGAAAAUACCACGUUUAAUUCUAGCAGUGAUGCAGAAAUGAAGACACAGCGUUUUUAUCUGUCUUGUCUAAAGGAGCAGAGAAUUGAGGAGCUCAGAGAAAAACCCCUAACUGAUCUAAUAGAAAAGGUUGGAGGAUGGAAUAUAUCUGGCAACUGGAGAGGUGAUAAUUUUAUGGCAGUGAUGAAGAUUGUCUCAGGGACAUACCGAGCAACUCCGUUUUUCAGUGUGUUUGUGAGUGCUGACUCUAAAAGCUCCAACAGCAAUAUCAUACAGGUGGAUCAGUCUGGUCUCUUCCUCCCAUCCAGAGAUUAUUAUCUGAAUAAAACAGCCAAUGGAAAGGUUCUGGAUGCAUACCGGCAAUACAUGGUGGAUGUGGGACUUCUCUUAGGUGGGUCUUUAGACACUGUGGAUACACAGAUGAAGCAGAUUCUGGAUUUUGAAACCCAACUGGCAAAUCUUACUGUUCCACAGGAUGAGCGAAGAGAUGAAGAAAAGAUUUAUAAUCGUAUGACUGUGUCUGAUCUACAGAGUUUGGCCCCUUCAUUUGAUUGGAUGGACUACCUGAAUUUUGCCCUCUCUCCUUUGGAUGUCAAUGACACAGAACCAGUUGUGGUGUAUGGAAAGGAAUAUCUGAAGCAAGUGUCAGAUCUUGUAAACAACACAGACCUAAUGAUCCUAAACAACUAUUUGAUAUGGAACCUGGUCCAGAAAAUGUCCCCAAGUUUGGACUCGCGAUUCGAGAAAGCACAGGACAGGCUCAUUGAAACAUUAUACGGCGCCAAAAAGUCCUGUACUCCUCGUUGGCAAACUUGUCUUGCAAACAGUGAUGACACACUUGGAUUUGCAUUGGGAUCUCUAUUCGUGAAGUCCACUUUUGACAAGACUAGUAAAAGCUUUGCCGAGCAAAUGAUUGCAGAGAUCAGGGAGGCAUUUGAAGUAACGCUGGGAAGUCUUACAUGGAUGGAUGAGAAGACCAGAAAAGCAGCAAAGGAGAAGGCUGAUGCUAUAUAUGACAUGAUUGGGUUCCCUGAUUUUAUUCUGGAUAACAAGGAACUGGAUGACGUGUAUGAUGGGUUUGAAGUAGCAGAGGAUUUUUUCUUUCAGAACAUGCUGAAUUUUUAUAACUUCUCAGCAAAACUGAUGGCUGAGCAGCUGAGGAAACCCCCAAACCGAGAGCAAUGGAGUAUGACACCUCAGACUGUCAACGCCUAUUAUGUACCAAACAAGAAUGAGAUUGUCUUCCCAGCUGGAAUUCUGCAGGCCCCGUUUUAUGCCCCCACACACCCAAAAGCACUGAAUUUUGGAGGUAUUGGGGUGGUGAUGGGACACGAGCUGACUCAUGCCUUUGAUGAUCAGGGUCGAGAAUAUGAUGAAGAUGGAAAUUUGCGGCCCUGGUGGCAGAAUUCAUCCCUGGAAGCUUUUAAGAAUCGAACUGAGUGUAUGGUUAAUCAGUAUAAUUCAUAUAGUGUUAAUGGAGAGAAAGUUAAUGGACGUCAGACUUUGGGAGAGAACAUUGCUGACAAUGGAGGCCUAAAGGCAGCUUAUCAUGCUUACAAAUCUUGGCUGCAGAAACAUGGGGAGGAGAAGCGGUUGCCAGGAGUUAAACUCACCAACCGCCAGCUCUUCUUUGUUGGUUUUGCACAGGUUUGGUGUUCUGUCCGGACUCCAGAAAGUUCCCAUGAAGGGCUUGUGACAGAUCCUCACAGUCCAGCUAAGUUCAGAGUAAUUGGGACACUAUCAAACUCCAAGGACUUUGCAGAACAUUUUAGCUGCCCCAAGGGAAGCCCAAUGAAUCCUGGAAAACACUGUGAUGUGUGGUGAAUGAAUGUGUGAGAUUGUGUGUUAAUGAGAGUUCAGAUGUGUGAAAUCUUCUGGUUGUGAUACUGAGUGUAUCUGAUAAGGCAGCACAACAGUUUUAGAGCAUUAUAUAGUAUUCUUUAAUUAGAUGAGGUUCUAUGCACAAAAAUGAUUGGUAGAGUAUUGGGUGUGUAAAUUAUAAACAGUAGGAAUUAGGAAGACCAUAUUUCCCCUUUAAAGUUGAUUCAAGUUAGUUAAAAAAACUCAGUUUGACAGCAACCCUGCAGUAUAAAUGUUUGCAUUCUUAAAGGGACAUUGUACACCAAUUUUCAUAUAACUGCAUGUAAUAGACACUACUUUAAAGAAAUAUAUGUACAGAUACUGAUCUACAAUUCCAGUAUAAAACCCAUUAAAAACAUACUUAGAAGCUCCCAGUUUAGCACUGUUGGUGAGGUUAGGCUGGGACACCCAUUGAAAGGUUCUGGAAACACAAAAGCAUCAGACCCCCCCCCCUUCCCUGCAUAUAAAAAGACAGAUAAAGAUAACAUAAACAUGAGCCAACAGGAGUCUCAAAAUGUAUGGAUACAUCUGACAUUAUGGGGCUUGGUUAGGAGUCUGAAAAUCAUCACAAAAAAAUAAGCAAAACUAUACAUUGUUACAAAAACACUCCCAGAUGGGCAAUAUUAAUAGAUUAUCUACAAAAGAUUUAUGCAAAGAAAAAUCUAGCGUACAAUGUCCCUUUAAGGAAUAUGCCCACUUCAGUAGGAAUACAUUAGGGAAAUCCCUAUAUUGCAAUGUGCCAACUGAUCCAUGUGGGAUGUUUGGAGUUUGCAGACACAGUACAAGUUAAACUGAGAUUCAAUCCUUAAUAAAUCUACUUUGUUUUUGUGCUUAUAGAAUGAGAUCACUGACCAGCAAUUGGGCAGUGGGAGUUGCUCAUAUCAGUCUGUGAGCAAACAUGCGUUUCCUGCUAAUUUUAAUAUCAAUUUAAACAGCUUCUACAGAGCAUAGGCAUCCCUAUAUAACAUUUAGCUAUUUGAAAGCACCAAAGGCACAGUUGGCUCUGUGAAUUAUUCAUAUAUUGACUCCAAGUCAUCAGUCCCAAAAACAUUUUUGUUUUUGGGAAUGUAUUUUUAAUAUUCAUAUAAUUUUCGUGCUAUAUCGUCUGUCUGCGGUACCCCAAUGACAUGUAAAAAUUACUAAAGGGAAACUGGUUCAGAAACGGUAGCUUAAAAAACAAACUGUAACCAACCAAUCCAGAAAUCCGUGUGGUGAUUAUAAAAUGGUGCACCCAACGUCAGUGACUUAAAAUGAAACUCAACAUCCCAUUCUACAUGUAAACCAAUGGUUCAUAAGAAGCUAAUAUGAAAAUCCAAAAUGUUCUCUCUUGUUCAAGGGCUUAAAGUUGGCUAGUAAACCUUGUAAUAGAAAAUGUUAAAUUAUGCGCAGUAAUAAAACUUUUAAUUUACUUUCAUUGUAUAUUUUGCCCAUUUUAUGCAGUUUUAAACGAAAACAGUGUUUGCAAAUUGUUAGAGCUGGAAAUGCAAACCACAGACUUCUCAAGGCUAACGCUGCUACAUAUUUGUUUAGGUUUUGCUAAUAUAAUGCCUGGCUAGCCUUGUCUGCUCCAGUAACAAGUCUGUUUUGACUGCUCCAAAUAAGUCAAGUGGUGGGUGUAGUUUAGGCUAUUCAAAGACAAUUGCAGCAAACAGGAUGUUCAUUUCUUUUGAAAGUAUUUACAUGUAGCUGAUAUUAUUGUAUAGAAAGACAAAAGUUCUAAAUACCUUGAACAAUAAGAGAAGUUCGUUUUACAGUCAUUACCUUCCUUAAAGUGUUUCUGAAUUAUUAAUCGAAAAACAGUCCUGAAUACUGAUCUUCAUCUUUUUAUGACAUGGUAGUGAAAAUAAUGUACAUGUGAUAAAACAGACUAUGCUCACAGUGCUAAAAUUUGCAACAAAUCCAGAGCCAAAGCAGGAACAAGUCAUGGUAGCAGCCAUUUGGUGUGCAGUGGUGCCUUUGACACAUUCAAUUGGCGCAUCACCAGUGAUUAUGUUGUUUGUUGUGACUGCAAAUCAUCAUUAACACAACAUUUAGUAGUUAAUAUGGGAUGCCUUGUGCAAACAUAUCAUGAUUUGUGCAUUGAAACACGUACAUACAAAUUACAAUUAGUACAGGAUGCUCUGUGUGCAAUCAGUAGAGAAUGAUGUGUAGGAGAAUGAUUUGUCCCGGAUCCUGUGAGUGUAAACUGUGCCAUUCAGAAUGCUGUGUGUGCUGAAGCUGCCUUUCGGCCUGUUCUGUUUCACUAUACACCUGACCGCCUGCUGUAUUAGGGGGUUAUCGCACAAGGAGGGGUUUGAUUGCCCCCACAAAUCCACUUUGCACCGUUUGGAACACAUAUAAUACUGACAUCAUGAUUUGGAAGCUAGAACAUUCUGUCACCCAGAGCUCUGUCAUUCUGCUCUUGAAACAAAGAAAACUUUGUGAAGUCUUCUAUAUUUAAUGUCACUAUUGGUAAAAGCCACAGGAGCCUUUGGUUGGACUUUGGAUUUAUACAGAGUCUAAUAUUUCCAUAUGUGCAAAAGCCAGUCCUAGAAGGUGACCUUUUAAAUGACCUUGUAGAUCAGAGACCAGUAUGGAUCUUAAUCAGCUCAGGCAAAAGAAAAGAACCCCAUACCAAAAAAUGCACUCCUAUACUAGAAAAUAUGACAACAUGCCUUAAUUUCUGAUUAGUGUUGGAAGUUGUGCCCCCAUACCAAAAACAUUUAACUUGUAAUCUAACAGGGUGAACUUAUUUAUUGAACAUGAUCAAACCAGAUAGUCUAUCUUGAAAGAAAUUGAAAUGGACUUUCCUAAUCUUUAAGACAAUUUAUUCAAAAUAUGAUAAUAAACACUACUAAUAAUCUGAGCAGAAAAGCGAAUCUAUGAAGGACAGUGAAAAAAAGGAAUAGUGACUUUUGGUUGAUACAAGUACUAAAAAUACCAGUACUGCAAUCCAAGGUCUGCAUAAUAUUUUGCAAGAUUGGUUCUAAUAUGGCAGAAAUGCAGUCUGUAUACUACAGCCUGCAUCUUUUAGGAGGGUCAUUGUUUUACUCUGUACAUGUGGGAAGACAUUUCAGCCUGUCCCUGUGCAUAUGUUGGAUACUGCCUGCAACAUGACAGCCUUUCCAGCUAUGAAGAUGUUAAAGACUGAGUAGAUCUAUUCCCACGCUACCCUCCACCUACCUCACACUGUGACAUCUGCUGCAUCUCCCUUCAGUACACAAAAACUAGUAUGACUGAAAAAAGAAAUUUGCUCAGGAGCUAUGUUCCCUCUAAGGCAUAUGCACGCCAAGGUGCACAAAGAUUUUUAACUAAGAGCACACAAGAAGAAACAGUAUGUACUCCGAUGGCUCACAUUGCUUUAAUCAUAUUACUUCUAAUAACUGAUAUUUUAUAUUUUGCUUUAAAAAGUAAAUGUUCUGUGCAUAUCAAAGGUAGAGAGUAGUUCUGAUGAGUUAGUAAUCAUUUUUUCUAACUAUUUCUGCAUUAGUUAUUUUAAUGACACUUUUAUACCUAUUUACCCUGCUCCUUGCACUGGGAAGACCAAAUGACAGGUAAAAAGGGUUAGUUUUGUAAAAACAUGGCUGUUAACACCUUUGAGAUUUAAAAAGUCAUUUAACACCUAUUGCUUUUGUGUAAAACUGUACUUUGUCCCACACUCCCUUAGAGGACGAAAAGCAAAUUCUGUAACAUGAAAAUAAAAUAGUUGGAGAUGACAAUUUGCAGCUUUUUGAAAACCUAGGUUACAUAAUUAGGGUGCCCACUUUCAGUACUAUAUCUAGUUAUAUGAUUUUCAUUAAUAUUAUUAGCUCUUUUUAUUUGCUCAUUUAGGUGCAAUCUUAUGGACACAUAAAUUACAUCUGUUUUCAUAGCAUUUCACUGAGAAAUAUUUUUACACACGCAAUUUGUUCAGUGUUAGAGGGAACAUUGCUCAGGGGGGUGGUCAUUCUAAAUGACCCACUAAAAAUGUGAGUGGUCAGUUUAAAUGCAUUUUCAAGUUUCAUCAUAUUUAUCCAUGGAAGCUAAAGGUUUGUGACAUGCAACUCUUUCCUCAUUGAAUGCAUAGCUUCUGUUUUUCUUCUGUGCUCAGUAGAUUGUAUGCCUAAACCGCAGAGUUGCAAAGUAAUGGUUCUGUUUCAGUUGUGUUAAUUGAAUAUGGAAUAUACAUGAAAAGUAAAGUAUAACCAUAUUGUCUAUCAGUACGACACACUGGUUUAUGAGAUGAGGGAUAGCAACAGACCUGCUCCUUUUCACCUAUAACUACCAAUUUUCAUCCAUACCUGCCCAGUCUCACCCAGUGGCAUGAUGUUUUCUAAAGACAAUACAAAAAGAUAGUUGCUGUUCCUAUGUUUAGACUGGGUAGGUAGAUUGACACCUUGAUAUGGUGUUCUUACUGGAUGCUUUUUGCUUCUCCAUAUUGUGUAUUUGUGAAAAUGUUUAUUUUUAUGUCUAAUAAACUCAGCAGAAUCUC